Molecule: messenger RNA, 669 nt
Organism: Ichthyophthirius multifiliis
Lineage: Eukaryota; Ciliophora; Oligohymenophorea; Hymenostomatida
Product: synaptobrevin family protein, putative
Exons: 4
Biological process (GO): vesicle-mediated transport
Cellular component (GO): membrane
Source: RefSeq, a predicted model, not a curated record
AUGAAUAUGUAAACUAAAUUUGCACUCAAAAUUAAAUCAAGUAAUUAAUCAACUAAUGGGUGGAUCGCUCUAGGAGUUGCUUUGUAAAAAAAAAAUUUUGGGUUUGGACUAAAUGUAGGACAUGGAGCUUAUUUAAUUUCGUCAAAUAAAGGAUCAUGGAGUCAUUCAGAUGCUAAUAAUAAUAAUAUAGUAAAAUCAUUUGAUUUUUCAGAUGGAAAUAUUGUUGAAUUAUUGUUUGAUCCAAUUGAUGGAAAUUAAAUGUCUAUAAUAUACGUAGUUGUUUCUAGAUAAGAUGUAUUUUUAGCUGAUUAUACAACAUCCUAGGGAAAUUUUUAAAAUGUAAUGAAAUAAGUAGUAUAAAACGAUAUAAAAAAAAAGUUCGAAUAUUACAAUUCAAGUGAGUGUGAUACUAUAACAAAAAUUAAAUAAAAUAUUAACGAAACUAAGGAUGUAUUAAUUGUUAAUAUGGAUAAAAUUAUGGAUAGAGGAGAAAAACUCGAUAUUAUUUGCAAAAAAUCAGAGGAUAUGCAAAAAAUUUCACAUACAAUGAAAAGAUAAGCAGGAAAAGUACAUAGUGCAAUGAAAUGGAGAAAUUAUAGAAUGUACAUAGCGAUUGCUAUAAUAGUUUUAUCUUUGAUUGGAAUUAUUGUACUUAUAUGCACUGUUUGA